AUGUACGUGCACCGAGGCAAUCACCAACGCGUAGGCGAGCACAAACUCGCGCCGCGUGCAGAGCCAUUGAUCUUCUGUGGGUAUAAUCCAACCUCUAAAGGUUACUAUGCGUACAACCCUGACACACGCCUUGUGCAAACAGCUACGGACGUGGUCUUUGUUGAGGAUCACUUUCCACUGAGCGGCGGCUCUUUGAGCGGAGCAGCUCCACCAAAUCCAGACCACAAUGACGACGGGCCUCCUCCGCUUGAGGCUGCGCUCCACAUUCCUGCGCCAGUCCACGCCGACUCCGACUCCUCGACACCGGCGGAAGAGGCAACGCAACCCAACGCUGGAGCAACACGACGCAGCACCCGCGCACACAAGCCAGUGUCUCGCCCAGACUAUGUGCUCAGCCUUCCUGCGUGCGCGCAGCCGUCCACUUUCCCUGAACAACUUGUUUACGGCCUCGCCGCACAGUACGGCAUCUCUAGCCUGCCUAAUAACUAUUGCCAGGCCUUGGCCUCGCCUGAUUGCGACCGCUGGGUAGAAGCCAUGACAAGCGAGCUCAAUUCUCACGCCCACCUACACACCUUUACCCCUGUGCCGAAGCCGCCUGGAGUCAAAGUCAUUCAUAGCCGUUGGGUAUACACGUGGAAAGUGGAUGAGCAUGGUAACAUUGUCCGCUUCAAGGCACGUAUCGUUGCUCGAGGCGACCAGCAAUCUGCCAACGCUGCCAAUACGUAUGCGCCAGUUGCGAGCAUGGCAUCAUGGCGCGUCCUUGCAUCCAUUGCCACGCACCUCAAUUGGCCAAUCCACCAGACGGACUUCGACACAGCAUAUCUGAACGCGGAACGUAGCGGCGACCCAGUCUACAUGCAUCCUCCGGAUGGCAUGGAGGGAAUUGCUCCUGGUCACGUCCUCCGCAUCGACAUGGCUCUGUACGGGCUCCGUACGUCUGCCCUUGACUGGCUCCAAUGUCUCGUCAAUGCUCUGCUUUCGGUGGAGUUUUGACGCUCUUCCAUCGACCAAUGCCUUUUUGUGCGCACACGUCUUGGCAAGCAGACAUUCAUUGUUGUACACGUUGACAAUGCCCUUAUCACGGCGUCCACCGUUGCUGAGAUCAAUGCUGUUAAAGACGAUCUUCGCAAGUUCUUCAAACUCAAGGACAUUGGUGACGCACGACACAUUUUGGGUAUUCACAUACGUCGCGACUCCACAGGCCUGUAUCUCUGCCAGGAAUCCUACUUGCGCACAGUCUCUGAGCGCUUUCAACAAUGGCAAGGUAGCCACUGCGGCACCCCCUUGCCCCCUGGAAUCUUAUUUGAGAAAUACAAGGGGCCAAGCAUAGAAAGACCUUAUCUCCAACUUCUGGGUUCAUUGCUCUACGCCAUGAUCGCUACCAGGCCGGACCUAGCUUACUCCCUUGGCGUGCUUAGCCGCUACUCCUCCAACCCUGGGCCCGCUCACUGGACUGCGCUCCUUGGGGUUCUGCAAUACGUCCGUGACACUAGCUCUGUGUCUCUGUUCUACCGCACGAACAAGGUUGACCCGACUUUGCAGCUCUGGUGCGACUCCGAUUAUGCUGCUUGCACCGCCACAAGCAGAUCCACAUCUGGCCACCUGGCCCAACUCGGCAGCCAUGCACUAUCCUGGACUUCAAAGAGGCAGAGCCGCGUGGCCAAAUCCACAACUGAGGCCAAAUACAUUGAGUUGAGCGCGGCAUCGGCCACAGCCAUCCACUUCCGUGAGCUGCUCAAGGACAUCAAGAUGGUCGCUUUUGUUGCGCUGCCCACACCAAUUUGUUGCGACAACAAAGGAGCGGUCGCCAACAUCCGUAAUGGCAAAGACUCUUACCGCACUUGUCACGUCCGCAUUGACGAACAUUUCGUCCGCAAGUGUGUGCAACGCAAGGAGACUCAGGUGUUAUCCGCGCGCACUCGCGAUGAAGUUGCCGACAUCUUCACCAAAUCCCUUCCCCGUCCCACUUUCACCACACACUGCAAGAGCAUUGGAUUACGCAUUCCCCCACCAGGUCACCUUUAA
This is a messenger RNA of Ceraceosorus bombacis, 2025 nucleotides long. The record is from the annotation of a GenBank genome assembly. NCBI's taxonomy places the organism in Eukaryota, Fungi, Basidiomycota, Exobasidiomycetes, Ceraceosorales, Ceraceosoraceae.